UGCUACCAUUAACACUCCACUUGUCUUUUGCUUGAUGCACCCUCACCAACAACAUAAACACAACUACUCAGUUUUAUAAGUUCAAUGAUUACAGCUUCAGAUAGUGGCAGUAUGUCUAAAUAUCCAUGAUAUAACAACAUAGUGGAAAUGACAAUGGCUUCCUUAAGUGGUACAUUAAUGAGUUGUUGGUGGCAGGAGUGUUAUUCAGCAGUCUUUCUCCCGAGAUAGUAUUCUUGAAGCUGUGCUCAUUCAGGCAAGCAUGGCCAAGAGAGUAUUCCAUCACACCCUGAACUUGCGGCUUGAAGUUGGUGGAAGGUUUUUUAAAGGAGUCAAAGUUGUUCACUGCAGAACGACCAGCUUUCAGCUGAAUAUUGUUGCUGCCGUGUUUAUGAGUCCAGUUAACUUACUGGUCAAUUAGUGACUGCUAGUCGAACUACCAACGUAACAAAACACCGUGCAAUUAUCCGUAAACAUUCCCACUUCCAACCUGACUGUGUUAAAGAAGGUUAUCUCAUACUGAGAGUGGAAAUCCUAUGGGAGUGAAUUCUCAAGUUGCUUGACGGGGGACAUUCUCAAACAGUUUCCCGUGGGCCUGACACCCCCAGUCACCAAAAAAAACGUGCAGUUCAGCGCCAGAGUGUGUGGGCUUGAAAGCUGCUGAAGAGUGUAACGGGCUGUGUAAGCCAACAGGGGCCGCUGCGAGAGACACAGUGGCCGGGGAGAGGCGCUGCUCCCCACGGUAUAACGGGACGGUGAAGGAAACCUAGUGCAGUGAGAGCAGGGGAGGGUGAGGGGGAAGGAGAGAGAGCGGCAGAGAGUCACUGUGGGACGUGGUGUGUGUAUACAUUAGGACAAUCCGGAGCGUGGAGUGAGCGCAGUGAGGCGAGGAUGUACGAGGAGAACCUGACUUUGCACAGACCCCGCUAUGGAUCUAUUGUGGAUGAUGAAAGACUCUCUGCGGAGGAAAUGGAUGAAAGGAGACAUCAGAACAUUGCCUAUGAGUAUCUAUGCCACCUAGAGGAAGCCAAACGAUGGAUGGAAACAUGUUUGCAUGAAGAAUUGCCCCCUACCACAGAGCUUGAAGAAGGGUUGAGAAAUGGUGUUUAUCUUCUCAAACUUGCAAAGUUCUUCGCUCCUAAAUUGGUCUCUGACAGAAAGAUCUAUGACAUCGAACAAACAAGAUUCAAGCGUUCUGGACUACAUUUUCGACACACAGACAAUACAGUGCAAUGGCUCAGAGCAAUGGAGUCAGUUGGAUUACCCAAGAUCUUUUAUCCUGAGACGACAGAUGUUUACGAUCGGAAAAAUAUGCCUCGAGUGAUCUACUGCAUACAUGCACUAAGUUUAUACCUGUUCAAACUUGGGAUAGCCCCUCAAAUCCAAGACCUGCUGGGGAAGGUGGAUUUUACUGAGGAGGAAAUAAGUAAUAUGCGUAAGGAACUGGAGAAGUAUGGAAUUCAAAUGCCAGCAUUCAGUAAAAUUGGUGGAAUUCUGGCAAACGAACUUUCAGUUGACGAAGCUGCUUUACAUGCUGCAGUAAUUGCAAUCAAUGAAGCAAUAUCUCGAGGGAAUUCUGAGGAGACCAUAAAGGCUUUAAUGAAUCCAAAUGCAGUUUUGACUAAUAUAGAAAACAGUUUGGCUCAGGAUUACCAAAAUAAAUUGUCUCAGGCCAAACAAACAAAGCAAGAGAGUGCCCAGAGCAAGAGCGAUUCUAUUAAAGCAGAAGAGCGAGAUAUGUAUGAGGAACUUCUGACGCGUAUGGAGAUUCAAGACACUGUUGAUCAGGUCAAUGUGAAUAAAGGUCUACAACAAGUGAAUGAAGCCCUAGAGAAACAUGAUCAGGAUAAUUUACUGGCUGGUCUGCAAUUCCCUCCUCUAAUGCUUGUCGGAGUGAAGCAGGAGAAUUCGCCAUGGUAUCUGGAGCAUUUGUAUGCUCACAGAGAACAGAAACUACAGCUAGAGAAUUUUUUAGGUAUGCUGACCAAGGAUGACCUUCAAACAGGAGUUAACCUUUCCAAUGACCAGGCUGAAGCCCAUAAACUUAAGCUUGAAGCUGUUGAAAAGAUAAAUGCUGCUAUCCGCGAUGGUGAUGCAGCCCAAACUGUGAAAGCAUUAAUGGUGCCACAGGCUCAGUUGCCUACAAUAUACUCUCAUAUGGCUGACUUGUACCAGGUAGAACUGUCAAACCUGCAGCAACAGAAUCCUGAGGGGAAGCUGACUCAUGAAGAGCUUGCUAUUGCAGUGGAGAUGUUGUCAGCAGUGGCUGCACUGAAUGAAGCGUUGGUCAUGAAUGAUGUUCAGGCUGUAGUACAGCACCUCACCAGCUCUUCCAUUGGAGUGAGCAACCUGCAUGAUGCAAACACACAACGGUAUGCGGAUAAGCUGGUACAAAUGAAGAGGCAAGCUGCAGACGAAGGACAGCAGUAUUUAAGCUGGAAUGACAUUCAAAGCUGUAUUGAAGAAAUCAAUUUGCAAGUCCAGGAAGAAAAUGAAAAGAUCAUUGCAGCUGGCCUUAUCAAUGAGAUAGUAGAUAAAGAAGAUCCUAAUAAAACACUGGAAGCAUUACUGAUGCCAACUGCUAAAUUACAGGGCGUGAAGUCCUCAAUAGCAUCCCAUUAUCAAGAUGUUCUAUGGCACACUAAGCAACAGAAGUGCAAGGUGACUCAGGAUGAUUCAGCUGUGUUGUGGUUGGAUGAGAUACAGGAAGCGAUCAUUUCUGCAAAUAAGAAUACUGAUGAUGCUCAUUGCUUGGCUGUUGCAAUUUCUGAAGUUAACUCAGCAAUUGAGAAGGGUGAUCCACAGCUGACAUUGACUACAAUACAGUCUUCCAACAUAACCACGAGAGGGCUUAUACCAGAAUGUGCGGAUAGCUAUCAGACUGAACUCUCUGAAGAAAAAAGAAAAAAGACUGGAGAUGAACCAAAUGGAAGUGUGUGGGUUAUGCACAAGAUAAAAGACAAAUAUGAAUACUACUACAACCUGCAAACUACAGAGGGCACAUGGGACAAACCAGAAAAUUUUGUGCAGAACAAUACUCAGCUGAAUAGAGAAGAAAUUCAGGAUACCACUGGCCGAGUCACAGCUGAUUACCACCGUGAGCAGCUCUGGUUAGCGAAGGAGAGUCAGAUUAUCUGUCUGCAGGCACGAGCUAGAGGUUACCUUGUAAGAAAAGCUUACAAAGAACGAUUGAACUACCUCCACAAACAGGGACCUUCUGUCAUCCGACUACAGUCUUCUUGGAAAGGAUAUAAGCAAAGGAAAGCUUACAAGGGCCGGCUAAUGGUCCUGCAAAACAAUGUUGCAGCUAUUGUUAAGAUCCAGUCUUUUGUGAAGAUGUGGAAGACUAGAAAAGCAUAUCGUGCAAGAUGUCAGUACUUCAAAGAUCAUACAAAAGAAAUAAUUAAAAUCCAGGCAUUCCUCAGAGCAAAUAAAGCUAAGGAUGACUACAAAACUCUGAUCAGUGCGGAGGAGCCCCCGCUGAAUGUUGUACGUAAAUUUGUUCACCUGCUGGAUCAGAGUGCCUUGGAUUUCGAGGAGGAGCUGGAAGUUACAAGAAUAAGGGAGGAAGUUGUUACCAAAAUCCGAUCCAAUCAGCAGCUAGAGAAGGAUCUCAACCUAAUGGACAUUAAGAUUGGGCUUCUUGUGAAAAAUAGGAUAACAUUACAGGAUGUGAUUUCCCACAGCAAGAAAAUGGAUAAGAAGAACAAGGGCCAGGCUAUGGAAGUCAUUUCGGGUGACAAGCAAGGACUAAAAUCACUCAGCAAGGAAAAUAGGAAAAAACUGGAAGCAUACCAGCAUCUCUUCUACUUGCUUCAGACAAAUCCAACCUACCUAGCCAAAUUGAUCUUCCAGAUGCCUCAAAACAAGUCAACUAAAUUCAUGGAUACUGUCAUCUUCUCCUUAUACAACUAUGCAUCAAACCAGCGAGAAGAAUAUCUGCUGCUAAAACUCUUUAAAACUGCUUUGGAGGAAGAAAUCAAGUCUAAGGUGGAUCAGGUUCAAGAUAUUGUCACUGGAAACCCCACGGUCAUUAAAAUGGUGGUCACCUUCAACCGUGGUGCACGUGGACAGAAUGCUCUCAGGCAGCUGCUUUCUCCUGUAGUAAAAGAAAUAAUGGAGGAUAAAACUCUCUCGAUCAAUACAAACCCAGUGGAGGUAUAUAAGGCCUGGGUAAAUCAAAUGGAGAUGCAGACUGGUGAAGCCAGCAAACUGCCAUAUGAUGUCACAGCAGAACAGGCCUUGUCACAUGCAGAAGUCAAGACAAAACUUGAAACCUCAAUGCACAACCUGCAAGCAGUCACCGAUAAGGUUCUCAUGUCCAUUAGCACAUCCUUGGAUACCAUUCCCUUUGGUCCUACAUCUGUUAAUAUUGUAGGCAACCUUCUUUACUAUCGCUACAUGAACCCGGCUAUUGUUGCUCCUGAUGGAUUUGAUAUUAUUGAUAUGACGGCUGGUGGUCAGCUCCAUCCCGAUCAACGGCGGAACUUGGGCUCCGUGGCAAAAGUGUUGCAGCACGCUGCCUCAAAUAAACUGUUCGAAGGAGAAAAUGCACAAUUGUCAUCUAUGAAUGCCUACUUAUCACAGACUUAUCAGAAAUUCAGGAAUUUUUUCCAGUUAGCCUGUGAUGUACCAGAACCAGAAGAAAAAUUUAAUAUUGAUGAGUACUCUGACAUGGUGACACUAAGCAAACCAGUUAUUUACAUCUCCAUUGAAGAAAUUAUAAACACUCACUCGCUGCUGUUAGAACACCAAGAAGCUAUUUCGCCAGAUCACAACGACCUGUUACAUGAGUUACUGGAAGGAUUGGGAAGUGUACCUGAUGUUGAAACUCUGAUUGGGGAGGGGGCGGUUGACCCAAAUGACCCCAACAAAGCGAAUAUACUUUCCCAGCUUGCAAAGACAGGAGUCUCACUCACGCUGACCAGCAAGAUUGAGUUGCGAGAGGGGGAUGACAGAGACAUGAAGAUUUUGAUGAUAAAGACCAAACAGUUGAUUGUGGAUGUGAUCAGAUCUCAGCCAGGAGAAACGUUGACUGAAAUCCUGGAAACACCAGCCUCCUUGCAACAGGAAGCCAAUCAUUUGAAUAUGGUUGAAAAACGUGCUCUACUGGAUUCCAAAGUUCCUGAAAAUGUGAAACACAGUCAGUCCAUCCUUGAGGAUGGGCAACUUCCAUUGGAACAGAAAAAACGAAAAAUCCAGAGGAACCUUCGGACACUGGAACAGGCUGGCCUGGUCUCAUCGACAAAUAAAUACCAGGAACUAAUCAAUGAUAUUGCAAAGGAUAUUCGCAACCAACGACGGUAUCGUCAGCGUCGCAAGGCUGAACUUGUGAAACUGCAACAGACUUUGGGUGCACUUAAUUCAAAAGCCAAAUUUUAUGAAGAACAGAACAAUUAUUACAACACAUACAUUAAAACCUGUCUGGACAACUUAACAAGAAAGAAUGCCAGAAGAUCAAUAAAAUUAGAUGGAAAAGGAGAAGAAAAGGGUAACAGAAAAAUGAAACAAUCAACUUUACGCUACACAGCAGCUCGCCUGUAUGAGAAAGGGGUUAUUCUGGAAAUUGAAGGACUUCAAUCUAACCAGUUCAAGAAUGUCCUCUUUGACAUCACACCAAGUGAAGAAGUGGGAGACUUUGAAGUCAAAGCAAAGUUCAUGGGAGUAGAAAUGGAAAAGGUUCAACUUCAUUUUCAGGACCUGCUGGAGCUGCAGUAUGAAGGCGUGGCAGUCAUGAAGAUGUUUGGCAAGGCGAAAGUCAACGUAAACCUGCUAGUUUUCCUCCUGAAUAAAAAGUUCUAUGGAAAAUGAACUAUUCACACUGGCAAUUCUGACUGUCAAAUACACAUUAAAUUCUUUCCUUUUCAGUAAUUAAACAAAUAUUAAGUUCAGUCAACAGCAGGGUCACAAAGAUAUUUAAAAUAUCUAUUGUAUUUUUUUUAAGGAACACAUAUCAUUGUAUUGGACCAAAUUGAUUUCUGCUGUUGUACUUUCUGCAUUAGAACCAAGCUGCCUUGGUGUUAUCAACAGUUCUCAGCUUUGAUUUCUAAUUUUAAGAGUUGAUACAGGAAAAAUAUUGUAUAAGAAAAUGGGUGCAAACUGAUGAUUUGCUGUUGAGUUACAUGUUUUAUUGAACACUGCACUUAAUUAUAGUUUUCAAAAGGUAAUAAAUAGAGUAACCCCUGUUUAAAAUACUCUUAACCAGUAUAAGAACCAUGGAAUCCAGAUACAUUGUAUGUUUCCCAGGCAAAGGUUUAAUAUAUUUCUUAGAGAUUUCAACAUAUUUGCAACCAAUUUUCUCAGUUCAUGAUCAUAAUUGUGUUCUAGAUCUUCUGGCCGUCAGACUACAAAUGGUUUUUUCUAACAAUCAAAGAGGAAGCAGUGUAUUAAGUGGGCUGCUAAAAUUAUGAACACAGAACCAGCAGAAAAAUGGUAUUUAAAUCAUGUGAUGGUUUUGGUUAAGUGCAAAACAGUUUGCCUUUUACAUCUGCCUGUCGCUUUGCCUGUAGAUAAGAGACUCUGCAAAUUGCCUUCUUGCCUGUAAUGGUCUGAAGAACAUUUCAAGUUUGGUUUUGUUUUGACAAGGUUCAUAUUCAAGGACAGAAACAGAAAUUGCUGGAAAUAUUCAGCAGGUCUGGCAGCAUCUUUGGAGAGAAAGCAAAGUUAAUGUUUUGUGUCCGCAAUAUUAACCCUGAUUUCUCUCCACAGAUGUUGUCAGACCUGUUGAGUUUUUCCAGCAAUUUCUGUUUUUGUUUCUGAUUUCAAGCAUCCACAGUUCUUUGUAUUUUUCCCCCAAGGAAAUGCCUUAAUUCAAAUUUAGACUCCGUGAUACAAGGUGUAACUCUGUAUCCAGAAUCAUCCACUCUGAAAUUUUUCAUGCCUGAUUAUUCAAGUGUACUUUUACCGUGUGACAAUACCAAGUCUCUCAAUUCAGAUAACCAUAUGUGCAUAUCUACAACGCAUCUACAAUGCUCAUAAUAUCUUUACAUUUCUAUAUAUCACCAUUCAAUGAAAGCUUUAUAACAGAGAAAUUCAACUUCAGGAAAAAAACCGUAUCAGUCAGAAUAACUCAGGUCUAAGUUGAAAUCUAAAUAUGCUGCUUACACAGGAAGAAAGCAAUACUUACAAUUGAGCUGUGCAUUACAAGCUUCUACAGAAUGUUGUCCACUGAACUGAAUAAACCAUCUGACUGCCACAAAACUCAUUUGUGUUGAUAACAAUAAACUUGCUUAACUAGCAAUUAAUUCCAUGGAUCUUUCAGAGCAAUAAUUCCUUAUGACUUUGAGUGUAUUCUAAUGAGGUGUUACUUGAUGCUCCCAUUUGUUACAUGCAUGUUAGUUUGAAAUUUUGUUUGUGAUUACCCAAUUAUAAAAGUAUAAAAUACAGGCACGGAUUAAAUUCUAUAACCUUUUGGUGAUUAUCUUCUAACCUGAAUGUUCAACUUUGUUAUCAGAGCAGACAUAGCUUUACCAGCUGGUGUAAUUGAGCAGAUUACAAAAAAACUAGAAAUGUAGAAUUUAAACUGCGUUUGCUAUUAUCUUUAUUCAUGAAUUUUUUUAGUUGUGAUUUAGAAACCAUCUUCCUGAACGCUAUAAUUUUUAAUAUUGAUCUUUAAAAUAAAAGUGAUAGAACAAUGGCUUCACUUUCUGCAUAACUGGAGCAAAGCAGCAUUGAUCUGACCUCCAAGCACAAGUGUUUUCAUGUUGCUUACUUAGUUUAAGAAUAAUUAAAAUUAAUCAUUUAUUUAAAUAGUUGGCUUUAAAUGCAGUGUACAAUUCCAGUUAUGAAACAUUCCAUUAAAAUGUUCAAUGUAAAAAGAUGAUAUUUUAUGAUUUAUACAUUACAAGAUAAUAUGCACUACUGCCUAAUGGCCAAAAAUAUAUUUCCAGCCAAUGUGUACUACCUGUAGUAUGGUAUUAAAGUAAUGAUUUGGCUCUAGUGAUUGAUUUAUGUAUGUCAGUUCAAACCGACACUUUGUGCCUUUUGUAUGUAAACUGCUCUGUCCCCAUAGUGUUGGCUAUUUAUAGCUAUUCUUUUAAACCAAAAUAUUGGAAUCUUAUUUGACGACGUUGAUUUUUCAAUGGUUGUCUGCCUUGUCAAAUGGUGUAAAAUAAAUCUUCCUAAAGAGUU
Messenger RNA from Chiloscyllium plagiosum (whitespotted bambooshark), 8127 nucleotides. NCBI's taxonomy places the organism in Eukaryota, Metazoa, Chordata, Chondrichthyes, Orectolobiformes, Hemiscylliidae. The record is from RefSeq and is a predicted model, not a curated record.